UGCUGGAAGCCUGAAAAAACAAAACGGCCAUGUCUUGGUAGGGACGUCAUGUUCGAGGCGUCUAGCUCAGCCCUGUUGGCAAGCUGCAUAUCCAGAGCUAGAAUUCCAGGUCUUGCAGUUGGGGCUGCACGUUUUCUCUGGCAUAAUCAGUGCUCGUUUUAACUAUUUUUUCUGGUUUCUUCGCUAUUUGUUGUUCUCCUUCCUUUCGUUCACCCAAGUCUCAUCAUGCCUGCUACACAUAUCAACACAUUGAGAUUAUAUUCUCGGCUUCUCGAAUACACCGCCACCUCACCUUGCUGCAGCUGCCCUGCAUUUAUUUCCGAUCGCCAAGCCAUUUGACAUCGCCCCUCUUCACCCGAGACUUUUCUUCCUGGGAGAUUUUCUCGGAGCCCUUGAGCUUCUCUGUCUCAUUUGACAGUACUAAAGCUAGAAGAAACCCCGACAAUGACAUCCACGGAAAUCGCCCCGAACAACGGAGCUGGCCCGGCCCCGGCUGCCAAGCCAGCGCCGCCGGAGUCUACUCCGGGCGUUGUUACGGAGAAGUCUGCGGCGACCCCGCCUUUUCCGAAGAUAACAACCGCAGCCUCCGCAGCACCGUUGACGGCGACGGCGAUAGCGAAAGAAGACGACGACGGCGUUAAUCCCGUCGAGUUCGAGGGCUCGGUCGACAGCAACCACGACCUGCCGACUCCGGAAACCAUCCGCAAGAUCGACAGCUACGUCGUGCUGGACCGCGACGGCAAGUCGCACACCUUUCGCAGCCUGUACACUGGCAAGCAUACCGCGAGACGGGUGCUCAUUAUUUUUGUCAGGCAUUUUUACUGCGGUAACUGCCAAAACUACCUCCGCACCCUCUCGUCCCACAUAACCCCCUCCUCCCUCCUCGCCCUCCCCCUUUCGACAUUCAUUUGCGUAAUCGGCUGCGGCGACCCGGCCCUGAUCGACAUGUACGCCGCCGCCACCGACUGCCCCUUCCCCAUCUACGCCGACCCGACCCGCCGGCUGUACGCCGAGCUCGGCAUGGUGCGCACCCUGGCGCUGGGCGCCCGGCCCGCGUACAUGAAGCAGAAUCUGCUGGCGAGUAGCGUACAGAGUAUCGUGCAGGGCCUGAAGAAUGUGCCCAAGGGGUUGGCGCUCAAGGGCGGUGAUAGUAGGCAGGUUGGGGGGGAGUUUUUGUUUGAGCCUGUUGCUUUGGAGGUUGCUGGUGGUGGUGCUGUCGUGUCGCCUUUGAGUCCCGUAACUGGAGGACGGCCUAUGAUUUGGGGGGAGGGGAGUAAGGGAAGUGCAGGGGACGACGGAGAUGGUGAUGAGGGGGACAGGAGGAGGGUGAGUGAGGCUAGUUUGGAUGGGAAGGGAGAGGAGGGGGCCGAGGGAGAGGAUAAGAUUGUUACGUGGUGUCAUCGGAUGAGGAAUACGAGGGACCAUGCCGAGAUCCCGGUGCUGAUGGAGGUAUUAGGGCUUGAGGGAGCGGGGAUUCCGGUGGAGGAUGAUAAAGGAAGGUGACGGGGUCGAGUCAAGCCAGGGGGCAGGUGGGCGGCAGGAUAGGGUGCUGUCUGUUGCAGGUGAGCGUGGAGUUCGGAUUGGGCUGUGUGAUUCGGUUGCUUGGUGCUUGGAGAAUUCCGUGAAUGAUAUUGCUUCCCACAAGCCCUGCGGUGUUCGUGCGCAUAUCUGUCAGAAUGCGAGUGGUCCUUGAACGGGUCUCUUGUGCGACAGACAUACGGAGAGUUGCUCCGCCCAUUGCUGAGCUGGGUUAGUCGGCUAUGCCGCCAUCCGCCGACAUGGUACAGGUGCGAGCUAAUGUCAACGCUCCAGCUACGUGGGCAGCUCUACGACCCAAAGCAAAUAGGAAGUUGCCGGCGACACAUCGGAUCUGACAGGAGCUGGCCGCCAUGAGAGUCGAUAUCGAGCAGCGAG
Molecule: messenger RNA, 1914 nt
Organism: Parathielavia appendiculata
Lineage: Eukaryota; Fungi; Ascomycota; Sordariomycetes; Sordariales; Chaetomiaceae
Exons: 3
Coding region: 445-1503 (352 amino acids)
Source: RefSeq, a predicted model, not a curated record